CUGGGGGCGCGAGGGGUGGGAGGCUGAGCGAGAAACAGAAGUGAUGAGAAAGCAAGCAGGAAGGUUUGAAACCGCUGCUGCUACUGCGUUGUACCAAGAAGAGGACGAGGAGGUGGAGGACUGCCGCUCCUGCCCCUGCGCCUGCUGUGAUUCGUCGGGGAUUCAGAGGCUGCAAGAGCUUGGCAUUUCCUUGCUACAGAGGCCCCGACUGCUUCUGUCCCUGUCCCUCUGCCUCCCGUAGGGAUCAUGGAGACCGUGAACGGCACAGGAGGCAGCGGCAGCAGCGGUGGCACUGACGUGAAGCAGCCACCGCACGGCCAACACCAUCCUCGCCACCACCACCAUCACCCGUUGGCGGAGAAGAAGCGGCUGCACCGCACCCCCUCUCCCGCCAGACCCUUCCUGAAAGACCUUCAUUCUCGGGCUCCGGUUCCAGCCCCUGUCGCCUCUUCUUCCACCUCUAGAUCUCCAGCGACCGCUCCGUCAGCACCCAAAUCCCCGAGCCUCUCGGGCAAGGCGCAUUCUAGUCCAUCGCAGGCGCCGCCGUCCCCGGGUCUCCUGGCCACCCAGAGCCGCCUCUCCCGACGCAGUGGGGGCGGCCAACUGGGAGCUAAGGACAAGGGGGUGGGAACCGGGAGCAAGCAGGGAGGCAAUGCCAAGUCCUCCCCUUGCAACAAGAAAGCAGCCCGGGCACCGGCGGGAGAACAGCCGUCGAAGGCUGGAAAGCAACAGCCGCAGCCUCAGCCACCACUUACAGGUGGGGAACAAGGAACCGCUUCUGCUAAAGGCCGUAAAGGAAAGCGAGGUUCCGGGCCCCAAGGGACUACAGCCCAGACUCCGGCCCCUGCCUCGGCUCCAGUUGUCUGCUCCUUGACCAGCCCAAGCCACUCAGCCCCCACUAUCCAAGCCCCCAACUUCUCUGGCUCCCUGGCUCUGGGCUCCCGCAUCAGCCACACAGACAGUAGCUCGGACCUGUCAGAUUGCGCCUCUGAGCCUCUGUCUGACGAACAACGCCUGAUCCCGACUGCCAGCAGCGAUGCCGAGUCGGGCACCGGCUCCAGCGAUCGGGAGCCCCGAGGAGCCCCUACCCCUAAUCCCAGCGGGAAAGCGGGACCUCCUAGCAGCCCCGAGCCGCUUGGACCUCACUACCCUUCUUGUGCCUCCCCCGGGAGCGGGGGCGGCAGGGCCAGUCCUUCAGUGGUUCCCCCCGGUCUGCUAGGGCCUGGAGUGGGGGAGAAUGCUGGGGGGCGAGCCCAGCCGAAAUCGACCUCCGGUAAGGGUGGCCCGGGAGAAGACGGAAAAGGGAGGCCUGGCAGCGGCGGUACCAACCAGGCACCCAGCCCGUGUGAACUGCAGCAGCUGGUGCUAGCGGAGGAGGAGGAGGAGCUGCUGCGGGAGAUGGAGGAACUGCGCUCAGAGAACGACUAUCUCAAGGAUGAACUGGAUGAACUUCGUGCAGAAAUGGAAGAGAUGAGGGACAGCUAUUUAGAAGAAGAUGUUUACCAAUUGCAGGAACUCAGACGAGAACUAGACCGUGCUAAUAAGAACUGCCGUAUCCUGCAGUACCGUCUCAGGAAAGCUGAACAGAAAAGCCUGAAGGUUGCUCAGACUGGUCAGGUGGAUGGAGAACUCAUCAGAAGUCUGGAGCAAGAUUUAAAGGUUGCCAAAGAUGUAUCUGUCAGACUGCACCAUGAACUUGAGACUGUGGAAGAAAAACGUGCUAAAGCCGAAGAUGAAAAUGAAACUCUACGACAGAAGAUAAUUGAAGUAGAAAUCUCAAAACAGGCCCUGCAAAAUGAGCUGGACAAGUUGAAAGAGAGUACCCUGAAGAGAAGAGGCAGCAGGGAAAUGCACAAAGAAAAGAAAACAUUCAACCAGCAGACUGGAGGAAUGGAACGUCUUGGGAACUGCAGGGCAGGAGCCAAAGCACAAAGGAAGCUGGUUCCCCGGCGCAAGGAUGACAGUGCUGAUUUGAAAUGCCAGCUUCAGUUUGCCAAAGAGGAAGCCACCCUGAUGCGCAAAAAAAUGGCCAAACUCGGGAAAGAGAAAGAUGAUUUGGAACAGGAACUCCAAAAAUACAAGUCUCUUUAUGGUGAUGUGGACAGCCCACUGCCUACAGGGGAAGCUGGGGGGCCUCCUAGCACCAGGGAGGCAGAACUGAAGCUGAGACUCAAGUUAGUUGAGGAGGAAGCCAACAUCCUAGGCCGGAAGAUUGUGGAGCUAGAGGUAGAGAACCGUGGCAUCAAAGCGGAAAUGGAGGACAUGAGGUGCCAGUAUGAGAAAGAGUGUCUUAGCCGAGACCACAUCCCAAGCAUUCCUACCUCUCCUUAUGGCGACUCUGUGGAAUCAUCCAUGGAGCUGCGCCGUCAUCUUCAAUUUGUUGAAGAGGAAGCGGAUCUGCUCAGGCGAUCUAUCUCUGAGAUUGAAGAUCACAAUAGGCAGUUGACCCACGAGCUGAACAAGUUCAAGUUUGAACCCAGCCCAGAGUCAGUAUGGCCAGAUGACAAUGUCUGCAAAGGUGGCGGCGGCAGCAGCAGCAGUAGCAGCAGCAGCAGCAGUAGCAGCAGCAGCAGUAGCAGCAGCAGUGGGGGAAUGUUGCAGGAAGAGUUGAAGUCGGCUCGGCUGCAGAUCAAUGAAUUGAGUGGAAAAGUCAUGAAACUUCAGUAUGAAAACCGCGUGCUUCUCUCCAACGUUCAGCGCUAUGACCUGGCUUCUCACUUGGGGCUGGAGGAGUCCAGCUCUGGGGAGAGUGAAACUGAGAGUGAGGAUGAUAAGAAGGAGAGUGACGGAGAAGAGGUUCGACCAGGACAGCCCAGGAGGGAGGGGCCCAUCGGGGGUGAGAGUGACUCCGAGGAUGUCUGUGAGAAGACCUCAGGCAUUGGGAGUGGAAAACCAUCCGAGGCCAGUGACUUGUGCUCAGCUGAAUUCAUGAGGGCCAAACAGGAGACAGAGUCUUUGGUCAAAAUAAAGCAGGUAGCAGAGAGGCUGGAGAGGACGGUGGAGCGCCUCAUCACUGACACCGACAGCCUGAUGUAUGAUGCCAAACUGCACGUCACCGGUGAUGCUUCUCCCGAAUCGGGUUUCCAGGGCGAAGGGGAGACAAGCGAAGGGGACAAAAAUGAACCUGAAUUGUUGGAUGCGAUCAACUCAAAGAUGAAGAUCUUUAGGAAGGAGCUCCAGGCUUUUCUGGAAAAGGUAGACCAGGUGAAGGAAGGACUCAAAGAGCACCUGGAAGAUCUCUCUCCUCUGCCUCACCUCACAGAGUCUUCUAGCUUCCUCUCCACCAUGACCUCCAUGUCCCGGGACUCCCCUAUUGGUAACUUGGGAAAGGAUCUAAUCACAGACUUCCAGUCCAAACUGAGGGAUCAGUUGGAGUGGCAGCCCAGUCAAGACCGUGGAGAGGAGCGAGAGAUUCAUCGCCUUCGAGCCACUACAGAACCACACCGCAGAGCUGAUGGAGACACUAAACUCUACAGGCCAGGAGACAAAGGCUGUUUCAGUCUAGAGCUCAGGGAUACCCCUGUCUUACCUGUCCAGAAUGUAUCGAUACAGGAGCUCCAGGCUCAGCUUGAGCAGGAGACCAGACUUCACCAAGAGGAUCAAGAAAAAUUUAAAGCAAAGAUCAUCCAGAUGGAGCAGGAGCACCUGUAUGCCUUGCGCCGGAAGGAGCUAGAAGUCCAGAGCCUGUCCUUGCAGAACACCCUAGAGCGGAGGACAUGGGAGGAAGAGAAGAACUUGUUGCAGCAGGAUCUCCGUCACUUCAGGCAGAACACUUUCCUCUUCUAUGUCAAGCUCAAAUGGCUUCUGAAACACUGGAGGCGGGGCAAGAAAGGAGAGGAGGAAACAGAGGAUUUCAUGGAGAUGGAGCAUCCUGAGACUUUACCAGGACUUGGAGUUCAUUCUGAACAAAAAGAUGAGGAUGAUGAAGAGAGAGGAGUUGGGUCCCCAAUGGAGUAUUAUUCCCAAAAUUCCAGCAUGGAAAUUGAUGACGAUGAACCGGAGCUACAAACUGCAGAGAUACUGCAGCACCAAAAGCAGGCAGUGGAAAACCGGAAUCUCAUAAAUUCCCUUAAGACUCUGCUGGAUGAUUUCCACUCGGAGAUGAGGGAAGAUGAACGGGAUCGCCUUGGAUUGCAACAACAGUAUGCCAAGGACAAGGCUGCCUGGGAGGUGGAGUGGGCAGAGCUGAAAAGCCGCCUGGAACAGCUGGAAGGAAAGAAUUCUGAGAGAAAUCCAGGAGAAGUGUCUCCGUCCUUUGAUUCAAAGGGAGCUUUCCGGAGGGAGAGAGAGGAGCUCAAGAAGCUACUUGCAGAGAGUCAUAGCUUGGUGAUGGAGCUACGCUGGCAAGUCCAUCACAAUGAGAAAAACUGGAAAAGGGAAAAAGUGGAACUUCUUGACCGAUUAGACAAAGAGCGUGAGGACUGGGAGCAGCAGAAGAAGGACAUGCUGCGGAGAAUGCAACAGCUACAGAAUGGAAUGAGCUUCUUUGGAAAUGACAGUUUCUUUAGGGACUCGAAAGAAGUCAGCAUCCGUGUAUUUUCCAACCAAGGGAGUCAUCACAUGCCUCGUUCAAUGGGAAGCUGGUCUUACUCCGAUCCAGACCCGAUGCAGUUUGAAGACCAGACGCUGUCGAAGUUGAAGCAGACAGACCGAUGCUCUGCCACAGAGAACAUCUUCUUGGAUGCACUGGCCUUGGACGACGAGCCCAACGACCCUCAGCCACGGAAAGGGGCACGAGAGAAGUUUAUCACUUGCCUGCAUGAAGAAGAAGAUAACUACAAAGGAAAUCUUCAAAGGGCAGUUUCAGUGUCCUCCAUGUCUGAGUUCCAGCGCCUGAUGGACAUUUCUCCCUUCCUGCCAGAAAAGGCCAUGCCUUCUGCCAACCACAAGGAGGACAUCACUCCUCCCUUGUCCCCUGAUGACCUGAAGUACAUUGAGGAAUUUAACAAGAACUGGGACUAUACUCCACCCCAGAGCCACAGGAAUGGGUUGGCCGAGAAGCCACCAGAUUCCUGGGCGGAAAGGACCGAGGGGGGGAGGUCAGGGAACGAUGUCCCCGGGUCAUCGUGGUACCUUACCACAAGUGUCACCAUGACCACCAACACCACGACCAGCCCAGAGCACUGCCAGAAGCAGCCUUUGAAGAGCCACGUCAUUGCCGACAAAAUGGGGGUGCGUGUGUUUCAUAGCCCACCAGCAGUCCGGAGGUUUGAUAGUUCAGUGAUGGCAGGCAGUGAGGAGAAGAGCCAGGCAGACCCUGACUUGUUGCUCUCUGUGAACAAAGCCAAAGGGAGCAUGGGGGAGGCAAAAGGCACCCCCCAUGAGCAUGCAUUUGGCAGGUGGCCCUGUGAACACCCAGGGCACCACAGAGACAACUUGGAGGGUGGAUUCCACUCCAUGGAAGGCCCUGUUUGCACUGCCACGGGUUUUUCCUCCUCCUCCCUGCAUAGCCUUGAGAUGUCCAAGAACAUGAGUGACGACAUGAAAGAGGUUGCCUUUUCUGUCAGGAAUGCUAUCCACUGUAGCCCCGCGAAGCCCCAGCUCAAGGAUAUGGCCUGUCAGACCAACGGAUGCAAGACAAAAGGGACACAGACCACCCAGACCAUGAAUGUUGGCCUACAGACUGAAACCCUGCGUGGUGGAAGCAUCACCAGCAGUCCCCACAAGUGUCUCACACCAAAGGCAGGGGGUGGCACCACUCCCGUGUCCUCCCCCUCCAGGAACCUCCGGAGCCGGCAGGUAGCCCCUGCCAUUGAGAAGGUGCAGGCCAAAUUCGAACGCACAUGCUGCUCCCCCAAGUAUGGUUCGCCUAAGCUACAGAGGAAGAGUCUCCCCAAAGCUGACCAGCCAAAUAACAGGACCCUGCCAGGGACACCCCAAAAGGGCUAUAGUGAAUCCGCCUGGGCCCGCUCAACCACCACAAGGGAGAGCCCCGUGCAUACGACCAUCAAUGAUGGACUCUCCAGCCUGUUCAACAUUAUUGAUCACACUCCGGUGGUACAUGAUCCCCUCCAGAAGGGAAUCCGAGCUGGCAGCCGAUCUCGCUCAGCUGAACCCCGCCCGGAUCUGGGCCCAGGUCAGGAAACGGGCACAAGUUCCAGGGGAAGGUCACCUAGCCCCAGCGGGGCUGGCACCGAGACAUCCAGAGAAGAAGGUGGGGAAGGUACACCUGUGAGACAGGACUUAUCGGCUCCUCCCGGCCACACACUGACUGAAAAUACUGCCAGGAUCCUGAACAAGAAACUCUGGGAGCAUGCCUUAAAGGAAGAGAGGAGACAGGCUGCCUAUAGCCCCCCAAGUCUUAAUAAUGACAGCAACAUGGGAGAAAUGAUCAAAGCUGAACCAGGGUCCAUUGAGGAACUACCUUGUUCUGCGUUAGCUCCACCCCUAGAAUCCUGCUUCUCCCGGCCCGAGAGACCAGCAAAACGUCGUCCUCCUUCCCGUUGGGCCCCACAUUCCCCCAAUGCCUCACAGUCUCAGUCAACCGGAGACCUGAUAUCCUUGGAGGAACAUGGCGGACAGGAACCAGCAGUGGAGAAGCCAAAAAAAUGAUGCAAGUUGGCAUGAAUUAUCACUGAAUAAUUCACUGUAUUUUGCAUUACCAUACCAUCAUCAUGACCCAAUUCCUGUCCAUAAGGAGAGAUGUAGUUUUCCCAAGGUCAAAGAAUGUUUAAAAACAAAUAAACAAAAACAACACAGCUGCUGAAUGUUCAACCUGUGAAACAGAAAUGUUUCUAGAAUGAAACAGUUAAUGUGCCUGUAAUAACUUAAUUUUUUUCAUAGCUCAAAAAACUAUUUUUGUCUCCAUCUUUUCUACACACAGUAUAUUAAACAAAAGGUUAAUAAGAUAUAAAUUUAAAGAGUAAGAAUUUUAAAAAUGUACAUUUUCAGAGAUUCUGAAUGCGCUCGCUCCCCAAAUAUUGACUGCCUUUUUGUUCAAUUUGUACUGUUCCAUUUUGGUUUGGUUUAUUUCCAUGUUGACUUAGGGUGUUUUAAGUUAAUUUUGUUCUAUUUUGAUGUCGGUGUUAUUUUUUUAAAGGAAGAUUCUUGAAAUGUUUAAGAUUAUAUGAAACAUUAAAUUUUAUGUAGAAAAGAAAGCAAUUUAGCUGACUAGAAUGGUAUUCAAUAGACUGGAGGGAAUACAGGUCAAACAAACACACAAACAAAAAGUCACAAAGAAGGCCUCUGAAAGGCUUAUGAUGUUAGCUAUAUAAUCCACACGCCAUGCUUGACCUGCAUGCCUUUGGGUUCCAAGCUCUUGCGUGCAUGUACAUACUGCUACUGUACUCUGACCAUCGCCUAAAUGUGAGCCAAUAUGUUUAACUGUCGUGUUGUUGUGAAUUUCCCUGUACUGUACUUUUAUUGUUGGUACUAUUGCAUUGAAGCAACAAAUACAACACAUUUUUAAAUCGUUGUUAAAAGUUCAGCUAGCAAUGUACGGUGUUUACUGAGAACUUCCUUGCUUGGAGAAUAUAUUAAGAAAAGACAUGAGAAUACCAAACUGUAAGAGAUGGUCGUGUCACUGUAUAAGACUGUGGUGAAAUAAAAAUAAAACCCUUGGUAUUUAA
Messenger RNA from Phascolarctos cinereus (koala), 7568 nucleotides. RefSeq names its product microtubule crosslinking factor 1 (gene MTCL1). Gene Ontology annotation, cellular component: spindle pole; lateral plasma membrane; apicolateral plasma membrane. Gene Ontology annotation, biological process: establishment or maintenance of epithelial cell apical/basal polarity; microtubule bundle formation; regulation of autophagy. The record is from RefSeq and is a predicted model, not a curated record. Gene Ontology annotation, molecular function: microtubule binding. Lineage: Eukaryota; Metazoa; Chordata; Mammalia; Diprotodontia; Phascolarctidae.